UCUCUUUUGGUCAAGAGAGGCUCUGUUCCAUUAUCAGGAAGAAUGGUGUUUCGCAUUCAGAUGUAUUCCAGGUUUCUGUUGAAUUUCUUACUAAACUUGGUGAUGCUACUACAUUUCAUUUUGAGGUGGAUUUCAUUGCUGAACCAGAAAUUGUAUGUGCUUGGUCAUUUGGAGAUGGCACAACUACUUUUACAGAGAAAAACAUGCUUGAAAAUAGAUACAUUUCACACACCUUCUCUCAACCUGGUUCUUACCUCACCUUGACAUCAUGUUUGACAUCGCAAGGUAUUGUCGACAGACGUACAACUGUCGUUGUGGAUAAAAUUAUUGAUUAUGUUGAUUGUUGGAUUGAUGGCGAAAGUUUCUUGAAAAAUAAGGAAGCGUUGUAUAUGGAGUUCCAAACUCUAAAUAUUGAUACCCUGAGAUUCUAUGUUCUUAUUGAUGGUAACUAUUUUAAAGAUGAUAAUCUCUUGAAUACAUUGCAACCUCUUCAGGACCACAAUGAUAUGAUUGUGGGGUAUGUUACUAUUCCUACUACUAUCCAGAAAACAAUGUUACCAGGUGAACAUACAUUAUCAUUGACUUUUUACAAUAAUUUGCAUGGAAGAACGUGCAACAGACAGUUUAUUUUAGUGGAACCAAUAACAAACAUGGUGAUACAGUUAAGUAAGAAGUAUGUUGCAGCAGGAGAUGACUUUACUGUAGAGGUUUCAGCAGAUGGAGGAUACCCAGCUAACAUUACAUGGACAGUGGUUGAAAAUGAGAGUAGCAAUUUGACUUGGAAAGCGAACACUGUAAGAGUUGGGAAAACAAGCCGAGACUUGAAUUUCAUACAGCUGGCACUCAAAACUCCAGGUACAUAUACGGUUGAAGCUGACAUAAUGGAAAUUACACAAGUUGCUAACAUCACAGUUCAGUAUCCAGUACCACAAGUGUCCAUGGUAACCAACAGUCCACUUCAUUUUCCGGCUCAUGAUGUCAUUAUGCUGACCAUCACAUUCGGACAUCCUGAUAUAUUGCCAAGCAGUCCAUUCUACAGUGUAACUUUUGGGGAAGCCUGUUGUACUCAGAUUACAGCAAUACCAGAGGAUGUACAAACAUUUAAUAUUUCACAAGUUCUUGGACCAGGUCUGUAUACUGUGACCCUUGACAUUUACAACGAGGUCAGUCAUGUAAGAACCCUGGGAAAUGUUGCUGUUCUUCAAGAUAUAUCAAACAUAAUCAUCCAUUCUUAUAAAGAUGGAAGCUCAGUUCCUUCAGCUAUACUUCCAGUUGAAUAUCCAAUUUUCUUUGAAUUAGAAGUGACAGGAACUGCUCAACAGGUUGAAUGGGAGUUCAAUGGACAGCUUGCCAUUACAUCCACCACUCACCACACCUGGAAAUUUGACGCAAUUGGUUAUAAUAACAUUUCUGUAAAAGUUAGUAAUGCAUUUUCAUCUGACUGGUCGUCCAUACAGGUAGAUCUACUCAACGGCAUCACUGAUGUGUUUCUUGUGAACAAUGGUCCAGUGAUGUUGACAGAAAACAUCACAUUUAUCCUGUUUUUAAAGCACAUAGGAACGGGAUCCUCAUUUACUCUGGACACUGGUGAUGGCAAUCUUCUCAUCUGGGACUUGCCUGUAAAGCAGACAGAAGUCAUAAACUGCCUACCAAGUGGUCUCAAUCUGCCCUUUGAACCUACUAAGUACUACUCAUCAAUUCUGCAUCAUCAAUAUUUAUUGGAUGGGAAAUAUACAGCUAACGCAACAGCUCAGAAUUUUGUGACCACAAGAACCGAUAUCUCUACAGCGUUUGUUCAGCUUCGACCAUGUCUGCUUCCAGAGAUCCAUAUUCGUGAUGGCAUCAGUGAUUCUAACAUCAGCAUUCAAUAUGAACGAUCUCAUAAUAUUUUAUUUAGUCGAGACAUAAAAUGGGAUUGUCAAGAGUCAAUUGGACCUAGGCUUACGUGGAAGGUCUUUAAGAUUUCUGGAGCUUUCUCAAUUCCAGAUCCUACAAAUGAAUACCAUUUACCUCCCUCUAUAAAGACAUCAUUAACAGAAAUUUUCAUCCCAAGUUUUACUCUUGAGUAUGGUCAUUAUAUUUUUGAACUGACAGUGACGAUGGUACUGCGUGAUGGUUCUCUAGGCAUCAGUAACUCAGACAACAGCAUGUUGGAAGUUGUAGAAACUCCUUUUGUUGCUAGAAUACUUGGAGGCUCACUCAUCGUAAUAGGAUGGUACAACAACAUCACCAUUGAUGGUAGUGAUUCCUAUGAUCCAGAUUCACCAACUCCUAACUUCAAUUACAACUGGUUUUGCAGAUUGAUGAAUGAGACCUUUCCAGAUGAUGUCAUCAGUUUGAUAGACAAGAAAGCAUCUUCAGGUGGUUGCUUCCAGGAAGGGUUGUAUGUUAACUCUGGUUCUCAGCUGUUCAUACCAGCACAGACCCUGGAGGGUAACCAGACAUUUGUAAUACGUCUGGUGAUCACAGAACCUGGAAGAAAAUCUGUACACACUGAGCAGACUAUAUUUGUCAGCCCUGGCAACCCACCCUCUAUUGGUAUAAGGUGCUUGAUGAACUGUGACACAUUCUUGAAUCCCUCUGAACGUUUUAUCCUCUCUGGUAAGUGUGGUGAUUGUACCGAAUAUACCCGGCCAGCAUACCAGUGGUACCUAAUACCAGGUAGCCCAGACAAUGUGAAUCAGGUUUUAGCAUGGGGUCAUGACACUACCACAAGUCAAUUCAACGCCUACUUGUCAAUUCAUGCCAAUGUCUUUGAAGCUGCCAAAUCAGAAACUUAUACUCUGAGGCUUAAAAUUAAAAGUUGGAGUGGAGCAUCUAGCUAUUCUGAGUUUACGUUUUCAACAAAUUCUCGGCCAAGCCUUGGUACCUGUACUGCGGAUCCCACUGAAGGCUAUGUAUUGUCAACCCUAUUUGCCAUUAGUUGCCUGGGCUUCCACGAUGAUGACUUGCCCCUGCACUAUGUUGUUCACGCUGUGACAGGGGCUGAAAAAAUGGCUGGAGUCAGCUCUUUAAAAGAUAGUUCAGAUGAAGGUUCUUUGUUGAAUUAUGGAGUUGAGCCAGUGUUUCCACUAACUCUUUUACCAAUUGGAUUAAAAGAGAAUAAUUAUAUGGUAAAGAUAAACGUCAAGGUUUUAGAUACUUAUGGGGCAUACAUUGACACUUUUAUCAGUGUAAAGGUAAUGCCCCCACCACCAGCAAGUAUAGAUAUUGAAGAUGCAGCUUUAAAUCUGACAUCAUCCAAAGAUUCAAAGUUGGAGCAGCUACUGGAAGAUGGUGAUACACAAUCAGCUGUCCAGCUCAUUACAACUGUUAGCUCCAUCCUCAAUGCAGAGGCAGAAAAAAGCCACUCAGAGCGGGAUCCUUCAGAACAUGGACAACACGAUCAAGUACAAGAGAGAGAUGAACAAAAUGCAGAGAAAAAGCAAAAAAGGACAGAAAUACGUGAAGCUAUUAUUGAAAACAUUAAAUCAGUUGAAAUCCGUGAUUUGGAGUCCCUACAGCAGACGUCUGCUGCCAUCGCACAAGUCACUCAAGAGAAGGAUGAGAUAACAGACAAAGCACAGCGGUCUGCAGCAAAUGCAUUUGUCAACAUGGGUAGCUACCUGAAGGAACAGUCUAGUGUAGGAGCAGGAGGUGAAGUAGUAGAAGUAGUAGCCAGGUUUAUUAUGUCUGGAGUUUCAAACAUCAUGGCAAAAGUCACCACAUUGUCACCAUCUGAAGGUGAAGACCAGUUAGCCUCAACUAACCAGGUUGCAAACAAGGCUACAGAAAAAAGAUCUCAGGAUAGAAAUGUGACACUGGUCUCCUUGAAUGCUUUGGAUCAAGUAAAGUCUGCAAUUUUUGUUAAUAAAGUGCCUGGUGAGGAGCCUACAUAUCUUCAGACUGACACCGUGUCUGUUGUGCUUCAGAAACAGGAGAAAUGGGACUUGGACGGCUUGGUGUUCAAUGACAGAGACAGCGGAAUAUCCUUCAGACUACCAGAUAAUGUUCGCAAUGCGGUUACUGGAUCGGAGGAUCAAUAUGAUGAAGUUAUCAGUCUACAGAUGAAUAAUUUCAAGCAAAAUCCUUUUAUCUGGGAUGAAUCAAGUGCAAGUGUAACCUCUCAAGUCUGCAGUCUAGAACUCACAAGAGCAGAAGGUGCAGAAGUCGACCUUCAAGACCUCUCCGAGAACAUCAACAUAUUCAUAGCUAAUCCAACUCAACUUGACACUGUUGCAUUCCUUCAAGGCAUUUACAUUGACAACACGACCACAACCCUUACGUAUGGAUUUAACGUCACAAGCAAUGUUGGGUCCGUUGUAAUUCUAGUAAACCCAUCCAAUAUUUCCCAGGAGAUGACCCUCUACUUACGGUAUGAGCUGCCUCCCAAUGGUACGCAAUAUGACCGCUCAAUGCAUUUUCCACUGAGCACUAGAGAUGUCAUUGUGAAUUGGAACGUGACAACUAACUUGACAGGGAAUACAUUCACGUGGGUUAUCAAUGUUGAUGAGAUAUCUGGUGCAGGCUCUUACUUUGUUAGUGUGGAGACUCAAAACAGUGAUGAUAACUAUACAGUAGCAGCAUUCAUGGCAACAUGUUUGUAUUGGAAUAUGGAAUUUGAUCAGUGGAGCAGUGAUGGUUGUCAGGUUGGUGUUUUGAGCACAGCAAACCGUUUGCACUGUCAGUGUUCACAUCUGUCCUUCUUUGGUGGGAAUUUCUUUGUGCUUCCCAAUACAAUCAACUUAGUAGAAGAUGCCAAACUCUUUAGGGGAUUCCUUGACAACCCUAUUGUGAUCAUUGCAGUCAUCAUUGUUUUCAGUGUGCAGGCUUUCUGCUUUAUCUUGGCUAGAAGGAAAGACAAGUCAGACCAUUUCCAGGCACAUGUGACUAUCCUGCAGGAUAAUGAUCCAGUCCAUGAGCAUCGAUACCAUGUGACAAUAUUCACAGGGAUGCGUACAGGAGCCGGGACAUCUGCUGUGGUCACACUUACAUUGUACGGCAUGGAGGGAAACAGCGAACCACAUGUCAUGACUUCUCUAACAAGGAAGGUGAUGUGUCAAGGAACAUCUGAUUCAUUCCUCCUGACAACCAAAGAAUCACUGGGUGAUCUGUCUAGUGUGAGGGUAUGGCAUGACAACUCUGGAAGCCAUCCUGCAUGGUACCUUAGUCGCAUAUUGGUCCACGAAGUAGACAGUGAUCAAUGGUGGUACUUCCUCUGCAAAACCUGGUUGGCAGUAGACAUCGGUGACUGCAUCAUUGACAAGACAUUCUAUGCAGCAACUGAGGACGAGCUUCACCUUUUCCAAAAUAUAUUCCUCAUAAAAUCAAUGCAAGACAUCCGUGACGGACAUCUCUGGUUCUCUGUCAUCACCCGCCCUCCACGGUCCAAUUUCACAAGUCUCCAGCGUAUUGCCUGUUGUUUUAAUGUGCUCUUGACUACAAUGCUAACCAGUAUAAUGUUCUAUGGCAUACCAGAUGAUCCGGAAGCGCAAGAUCUUGAUUUUGGAAAGUUUCAAAUCAGUUGGAAGGAUAUCGUCAUUGGCCUUGAGUGUAGCAUUCUGGUAUUCCCAAUCAAUUUUCUGACAGUAACUCUGUUUCGUAAUGUGAGAUCUAGACCAGAUGAAACUACAGUCCUUGAGAUUGAAGGAAUUUCUGACAAUAAGGCUGAUAAUUCCUCAUCUUCCCUUCAUUCAGAUAUAGACUCUAAUGUCAAUGAUUCCUCACUUUCUUCAAGUAGCUCAGUAGACCUCAAAGAAGUUGUAAUUAACUCUGAAAAUCAAUCAAGUAAACUUAAUCUGACAUCUUCCCAGGAGUUUUUCUCAUCACUACUGAAAGAGAGACAGCAAAGCCCAACCGAUGAUGACUUUGUUGGUGGCAGGUUGGAUGAUGAUGAUAAACUCAAAUCAAUGCCAUCUGGUGCAUUUGUGAAGAAAUCUGUCAGGAAGGAAGCUGUCCAGAAUCCUAAAUCAAACAUCAAACAAAGGCCAGAGUGUUAUUUGGUGGAGACAACACCUAGUGCUGUCAGCGAUGAAUCCACCAACCAAGAUGGCUGCUUUCCAUGGUGGAUGAUUUACUUAGCUUGGUUAGUCUUGUUUUUGUGUGAAGGGAUGUCAGCUUAUGCUAUAAUGCUAUAUGGAUUGAAGUUUGGCAAACAGAAAUCAAUGGACUGGUUGGUGUCAAUAUUAGUUUCGUUCUUCAGUAAUGUUAUUGUGGUCCAGCCAGUUAAGAUGUUUGUUGUAGCCGCAAUAGUCUCUCUUGUUUUCAAGGCUCAUAAGAAAGAAGAUGUUGGUGUACAGUUUUUUAAGAAUCUUCACAUAGUUAAGUCUGAUUUAGAUGUAAAUGGUGAAAGCCAUAGCAAAAACCAUUUGAAGCGGAAGUCUAGCAUGAAACACUACCGCCCUCCAACUACUCAAGCAGUGAAAAUUGCACGCGAGAAGCGACAAGCAGAAGCCAAGAUGCACGUAAUGAUACGAUCAUUUAUAGGACAGCUCAUACUGAUGUGGCUUGUAAUGGAAAUUGCUUACACCCAACGAGAUCCAAAUUCUUUCUUUCUUAAUAAUAUUAUUCAGACAACAUUCACUGACGGACUUAAUACGGUUUCCAGUUUUGUGGACCUGUUUAAUUGGUUAGAAGGGGCAGCAGUACCAGCUUGGUUCAAUAAAGAUUCAAGCUUCUUGAGGGAUACAAGCUCAGUCAUUGCAAGCACAGUUCGUCUAAGACAGCUUCGAGUAUUGCCUGAUUCAUGUCCUGUAGCAACUGAAUUAAAAUCGACUUUGAAGUCGGGAUGUGCAAGUCCUCUUUAUAAAACAAAUAUGGACAGGACUUCAAAUGCUGAGCCUUGGUCAUCAUCAGGUGUACACAUACCUGGCCAGGAUAUUUGGUCAUUUCAGCACAGAAAUGAAGUCAAGGGCAGUUACUACAUUGGACACCUGCAAGCGUACGACCGCGGUGGCUACGUUGCUGAGCUGCGUAUCAAUGAAAGUGCGUCCAAUGCUGUAUUAACUUCACUACAGAAAUCUAAGUGGUUAGACGAGCACACACGGGCAGUGUUUAUUGAAUGGACGAUGUACAAUGUAGACGUGAACCUGUUCUGCGUGUGCACACUGCUAUUUGAAGUUCCUGGGACAGGCUCUCUGAUGAAAUCCAGUGAGUUCCUUGUGAUGAAGCUUUAUCGAUUUACCUCCAAGUUCCAAGUGUUUGUGCUGGUUCUUGAAUUGGCAUAUAUUGCCAUGUUGAUCUUCAUGAUUUACAAGGAAGUUACUCGUUUUUACCAGCGUGGUUACGACUAUUUCAACACCUGGAGUGUUCUAACAUUAUUCAUUAUCAUAUUGUCUCUAACUGCUAUUGUGCUAUACAGUGUUCGUCAAGUACUCGCUAAUGAUGCCCUCGCACGGAUGAAAGCAAACAACCAAGUUUUCUCUAGCUUCUAUGAAGUGGCUAUUACUGAUCAAUUACUUGGUUAUGUUAUAGCAAGCAUCGUGUUUUGUACUACUCUCAAGUCAUUGAAGUUCCUUCGCUUUAACAAUAGCAUUUUUCUAAUGAGCAGCACAAUUCACAAAAUAUCAAAUAAAUUAUUCUCUGUCACUUGUAUGCUUUUUACUGCAAUGUUUUCAUUCGCAGUGUAUUCAUAUCUGGUUUUUGGAUCCAUGAUCUACGAUUUUAAUAAUCUAAUUAGUUGUUUACAGAACAUAGUCGGCCUUAUGCUAGGGCGCGCUGAAGUGAUGGAGGAAGUUUAUUACUAUUAUCCAUUCUUUGGUGCUGUUUUUUCAUUUUUGGUAACUUUUGCAAUGAUAUAUCUUCUUUUAAAUGCCUUCAUCUCACUGUUAUUGGAUGGAUUUUCCGAUGUAAAGGGUGAUUUUGUUCCAUGUCCCGAUAAGGACAUAAUUGCCAUGCUUGUGGAUCGGCUCUUGUCAGUAUUGGCUAUUAGACGCAAAACUGCAACAUAUAAUAGUGAAAAACUCACAAUUAAUAUAUGAGUUAAUUACAGUAGUAGA
This is a messenger RNA of Anneissia japonica, 7976 nucleotides long. RefSeq names its product polycystic kidney disease protein 1-like 2. Gene Ontology annotation, biological process: detection of mechanical stimulus. The transcript is spliced from 22 exons. Gene Ontology annotation, molecular function: calcium channel activity; calcium ion binding; protein binding. NCBI's taxonomy places the organism in Eukaryota, Metazoa, Echinodermata, Crinoidea, Comatulida, Comatulidae. The record is from RefSeq and is a predicted model, not a curated record. Gene Ontology annotation, cellular component: membrane. Bases 204 to 7958 code for a protein of 2584 amino acids.